Gossypium arboreum is the source of this 888-nucleotide messenger RNA. Its product is annotated as ABC transporter B family member 11-like. The transcript is spliced from 4 exons. The record is from RefSeq and is a predicted model, not a curated record. Gene Ontology annotation, molecular function: ABC-type oligopeptide transporter activity; ATP binding. Bases 1 to 699 code for a protein of 232 amino acids. Gene Ontology annotation, cellular component: membrane. NCBI's taxonomy places the organism in Eukaryota, Viridiplantae, Streptophyta, Magnoliopsida, Malvales, Malvaceae. Gene Ontology annotation, biological process: transmembrane transport.
AUGAGGAAGGAGGAGCAGGAGGAGGAGAAAGAUGGAAGGAGGGUAGUAGCGUAUUGGAAGCUGUUUUCGUAUGCGGAUCCAUUGGAUUAUGGAUUGAUGGGAGUGGGUUCAAUAUGUGCUGUGGGAAAUGGGGUAUGUAUGCCGGUUAUGACCAUAUUCUUCGGCCAAUUAGUUGAUUCCAUCGGGAAAAGUGUGACCACCGCUACUGCCGUACACGAUGUUACACAGGUGUCACUCAAGUUUUUGUACUUAGCUGUGGCAUCAGCCGUGGUAUCAUUUUUGCAAGUGGCAUCUUGGAUGGUCACCGGAGAGCGGCAGGCAGCAAGAAUAAGAAGUUUAUACCUCAAGACUAUAUUGAGGCAGGAUAUCAGCUAUUUUGACGAUGUGAUCACUGGCGGAGAAGUGAUUGGGAGGAUGUCAGGCGACACCAUUCUUAUCCGAGAUGCUAUCGGAGAGAAGGUCGGAAGCUUCAUACAGCAAGUGGCUGCAUUCACUGGAGGAUUUGUCGUAGCUUUGGUUAGAGGGUGGCUACUCACUUUUGUACUGUUGUCUUCAAUCCCACCAUUAGUCAUUUCUGGUGCUAUCUUGCAUAAGGUGGUAGGCAGCUUUGCAUCCCGUGGACAAGCUACGUAUUCAACUGCGGCCACCAUCGCUGAACAAACAAUCGGCUCAAUAAGAACUGUAGGCAACAUAUGGUAGCAAUUUGGGUUUUAUGUUAUGGGAACUACAAAAUGAAAACAAGCGUAAUGCUGCCCUAAUAACAGGUUGCAUCAUUUGCAGGCGAGAAACAGGCCAUCGCUAGCUACAACCAGUCAUUGUCGAAAGCUUAUAAAUGGGGGGUGCGAGAAAGUGUGGUAUCAGGAGUGGGGUUUGGGAUGUUGAUGUGUA